CAGUCAACUUUCUCACUCGAAGUCGCCAACACUUCAGGCCGGCAGACUACGAAUUGUUCAUUCGCCGCGACUCAUUAACUGCGCUCACGCACAGCGCGGAACGCGGAAAACGCGAAACUUUUAUCUAAAGCGCGAUAUCGCGAAACUUUAAACACUACGAAGUUCAAAGUGUAAACGAUUUCGGUUCGCGGAGUGGACUAUGUCUUUCAAAUAGUUCGGUUUUCGUUUUAGUUCUGUGUUAAAUUAGAACAAUGGAAAGGAAAAGUCGUGUGCUUGAACUAUAACCCGACUACAGUUAACGAAGUGUCGCCGUGAGCUAUGUUCCGUCCGUCGCUAAUAAAGGGGCUGUCUGUGGAGCUGCCUGACGUGUCCGACUAUGGCCUCAACAGGAGUCGCCGCGCGUCGCUCUCAGCUGAACAGCGCCGCAAGCUGUCUAUGCUGCGCACCACCAGCAUCCCGGCCCCGUUGACCCCGGUGAGCCACAUUUACCAUUUGGUUCCCUGCCCGAGAAAAUGCUGUCACCAGAAAUAUGUGGUCAGCACGGACCGGAGUGGGGACAUACACGUUCACGUCCAGGGCGACCUGACCCAGCAGGACAAGCGAUGUGUGUUCCUCACGGUUCACGACCUUGGUACCAACCAUUCUUCGCUGGUGGACUUCGUGUCGACCCCAGCUAUGUCGGAGAUCAAGGAGCGCUCGUGCUUCAUACACGUGGAUGUACCAGGACACGAGGAGAGCUCCCCGGACCUGCCUGACUCGUAUCAGUUCCCAUCACUCCAAACGCUUGGCGAAGAUCUGAUCACGGUUUUGGACUUCCUCCACGUUCGUUACGCAGUGGGCCUGGGGGAAGGUGCUGGGGCCAAUGUCCUAGCCCGUUGCGGUCUCGCGCAUCCUCGCCGUCUUCUUGGCCUUAUCCUGGUCAACUGCACGGCUUCAACCUCAUCAGUAGCUGAUGCCUUCCGGACCAGGUUUUCCCGAUGGAGGGGCACAGAUAUCUCCCAGUCCGAAGAGGAUUUCCUCAUCUACCACAAGUUUGGACACGUGAGUUUUGAACCAGAGCUGCUUGACUAUCGCUACAAGCAAAUCGCGAGUGACUCGUGCGAGGUUGGCGAGAAGGAACGUCUUCAGACGGACUACCGCUCACGUCUGCGAGGCAACCUCAACACUCAUAACAUCAAGCAGUACGUUAAGGCGUUUAUCAACCGCAAAGACCUGAUGCUGAAGGGCUGCCAGCCGGACAUCUUGUUGAUCACGGGCAUGCUCAGCCCCUACGCUGGCGUGGUUGAGAAGAUGUACAAGGAGUUGGACAAGGAGAAGGUCACCAUCCUCAAGGUCGACAAGGUCGGGGACGUGCUGGCUGAGGCUCCAGCGAAGGUCGCGCAAUCCCUGCUCCUGUUCUGCCAAGGACAAGGUCUACUGACGUCACUGCCGCCGCCAGGAGUUGAGCGGCGUAUGUCUCGGGCUAUGUCCAUGGAGGAAUACGACAAGCCAAAUAUCCGACGGCUGUCUCUCACCCCCAAUUCGUCUGAGUCUCCCCCGCCCAGGAAGUUGUAGGUAAUGGCCUUGGCCGCUGAAUCUCUUGCAGAGGAAGCGUCCUGCUAAUCAGUUCCAACUCUUUCAGCAGUGAGAAUAACAUAACUUUUGUUAAGGAACUGAGAUGCUAAUUAUUCGGAAUUUGGAACCCAUGUUCCUAUUACAAAUGGUGAGAAAUGAAACUGUUUUAACACCGAUGGUCAUAGUAAUUCCGUAUUUAAUCCUGUAGUAUAGCAAUUAUGAAAACUUGUUAAAAUAGUUUCUAUCCGAAGUGAAUGGAUGUUUUGGGGACGAAGUGAAAAAGUGAAAAAAUAUACGCAGUAGAAGUAGUUGCGCUUAUUUACAGGCUGUUUUCUGAUUCGCUUUAUGUAUAUAGGUUAGAUUUUGUAUAAAUUAAGUGAUGUUUUUCGACAUACGUAAUGUUAAUAACAAUAGAUGAACAAUGUAAAAUAGGACCAAGAGCACCUCCUUAUUGAAACACUUUUCAAAUUAAGUACCUACGGUAAGAUAAAUUAAUCGUAUUUUGGAAUUUGAAACCUACAGUUUUAUACAAAGAGUUCACUGAUCACACACAAAACAGUAUAUUUUAUAAAUGUUAUUUACACGAAGAUUACUCUAUUAAGUAUAUUGAAUGUAGGGUUGUUGUCAGGCUUUGAUGUUAGUGCUAGGAAGGGAGAAGGGAGAGAAUUUUAUCAAUUUCAAUAAGGUGUUGUAGCUUGUGAAGUGUCGCUUAGAAAUUCGGGAUGAAGUGAAUAGAUGCCACGUUUUUGAAAGAUUUUCCUAUACGAUUUUUCUGCACGUUCGCUUUGACUCUUCAACUUUGCAAAGUGGCCAAAUUUGACAACUCGCCCUUUGACAUUUACACGCUCUUCUCUCGCAGUUAGCGUGCUAGGCCUGCAGGCCUCCUACAUCUUUUCCAGAUGAUUUAUACAGUGUCAAGGAGGCACCUUUUUCAUGAUUGUAUAAGCCAAUGCGAGAGCGGCAAGGUCUACCACACGCUCUGCAGAUGUAGAUAUUUGGUAGGAAGUCCCGUGCCAAAGAUAUAGAUACGCUUUUACGAUUGGUACGAGGUAGAGUGCUGGUGACCUAGUGAUAGUUACAGCAGAUCAAUGUAGUAAGUACUGGACUAUUUCUAAAAACACACUAUGGAUAUAUUAGAUUGGAAAAGAAUAAUGUCCCUGGCACAGGCAAUACUGAUUACUGCUAUGUUACGACUUGUAGUGUCAAAGCAUGUGUGAGUGUAGAAACUAAAGCUAAAAGUUAUAAACUUAGCUUCAGUAGCUCCAAAAUGCUGGGCUAAUAAAAUGUAACAAACUACAAGUAAAUAGUUUGUCAGUAAUCUUUGUUGUUUUGGUAUCACUAUGAAACAUGUAAUAUUGGUCCGAUAUAUUGAUGAAGUUUACAACUGUUACGAGUAACCUUAGCUUUAUGUAUCACCAAAAAGUUUAGUGGGAGGUUCAUAUCGUUCACUUUAAAGUCGGGAACGCACGAACGAACUUGUAGGAAUAUGUUUUUAAAUUCUUUUUUAAACCUGGCAUCAGCUGUGGAGUUUUACUAAGAAAAUUGUGUAAGGGCUUCGCUAGCACUUUGGAUUGCACUGUGUAGGUUCAGUAUUUCUUAAAGCACAGAGUGGUAAUGUACAAUUGUAUAACUAAGUACCUACCUAUAGAUUUGUUUCUAUUUAUAAAAUAUGUUACAAGAUUUAUUGUAAAAUUAUGUUUUUAGAUUUUUGUGAAUUUUAUGUACAAAGUGUAAUUUAAGUAGAAUAUAAUUGUUUAUUGAGAAAAUAUAUUAUUAAUAACAUGG
Molecule: messenger RNA, 3339 nt
Organism: Pectinophora gossypiella (pink bollworm)
Lineage: Eukaryota; Metazoa; Arthropoda; Insecta; Lepidoptera; Gelechiidae
Exons: 9
Coding region: 319-1554 (411 amino acids)
Biological process (GO): signal transduction
Cellular component (GO): cytoplasm
Source: RefSeq, a predicted model, not a curated record